AUGGAGGUUGUAAAAUUUGAUGACACCCCUAGUACAGAAAACCCAUUGCCAAACCAUGGUGAUCAAGGGGCAAACACAAUUGGGGAAAUUGGUAUGAGAAGGAUUAAAGAGGACGUGGCCGAGGUAAAAAUGCCGAUGAAAGUAAUCUGGGAAGAAAUGAUGAAAGAAGAGAUAAUAAUCUCUGAAAAAGGAAAUAAAGGAGCGAGGGACUACUGCGAGUUCCAUGCAGAAGAAAGACACGAGAUCCAGGAAUGUGACGAGUUUAAGGCUUUGGUACAAAGCCUUAUGGAUAACAAGGAGCUGGAAAUUUAUGAAGCUGACUUAGAUGAGGGACACGUAUGCGCAUUGGAAGGUGAACCAAAGAAUCAAAGAAUUAACAGGCCAAGGAUCAUUAUUUCUCUACCAAGGAAUAAUGAAGUUGAGAUACAAACAGCGCCGAAGGUCAUUAUUCACAAACUCGCUUCCUUUCCUUAUAAGGAUAACAAAAAGGUACCCUGGAAUUAUGACUGCAAUGUGAUAAUAAGAGAAAAUAUAGCUAGUACUUCUAAGGAGGCUCAAGUUGAAGGUUCUUACACACGUAAUGGGAAGCGUUAUGAUGCAAAAGGCGUUAGAGUUGAGCCCACAAAAGUAAAAGCCAUUGACAUCGAGAAGGAGAAAGGGGUUGAGGUACUUGUUAAUGAGCCAGUGAAGGAAGAAGAGGCUAGAGAGUUUCUAAAAUUCCUGAAACACAGUGAGUACAGUGUGGUUGAACAAUUGCGCAAGCAAGUAGCUUGCAUAUCAGUGUUAGCUUUGCUUCUGAGUUCAGAGGGAUCAGCUAAAGCUUUGCACAUCACCACUCGCUGCAAAGGAUAUACAUUACCGAGUGUGCUUAUUGGUAACGGGUCAGCCUUAAAUGUCCUGCCAUUAUCCAUAUUGAACAGAUUUCCCAUAGACGGUUCUCACAUGAAAACAUGCCAUAAUGUAGUGAGAGCAUUCGAUGGCACGGAGAGAAAGGUCAUGGGAAGAAUUGAUAUCCCUUUGAUGAAUGGGCCAAACACGUUUGAGGUAGACUUUCUAGUGAUGGACAUCAUGCCUUCUUAUAAUUGCUUAUUAGGAAGGCCUUGGAUACAUUCGGCAGGAGCGGUGCCCUCAUCUUUGCACCAAAAAUUGAAGCUAGUAAUAGACGGACGACUGGUCACCAUAAAUACGGAGGAAGACAUCAUAGCAGCAGUUACUAGUGAUGCACCCUAUGUAGAGACGAACGAGGAGGCCAUUGAGUUUUCUUUUCGCUCCUUAGAAUUCGUUAAUGCAACAUUUAUUUUAGAGGGGAAUGAGGCGUCGGUGCCUAAGAUAUCCAGAACCACAAGAAUGGGCUUGCAGAUGACAGUAGGGAAAGGAGCCUUGCCAGGAAAAGGAUUGGGAAGAUAUCUCCAAUGA
Molecule: messenger RNA, 1416 nt
Organism: Gossypium arboreum
Lineage: Eukaryota; Viridiplantae; Streptophyta; Magnoliopsida; Malvales; Malvaceae
Exons: 2
Coding region: 1-1416 (471 amino acids)
Source: RefSeq, a predicted model, not a curated record